Messenger RNA from Orbicella faveolata, 1295 nucleotides. Its product is annotated as PI-PLC X domain-containing protein 3-like. Gene Ontology annotation, molecular function: phosphoric diester hydrolase activity. The record is from RefSeq and is a predicted model, not a curated record. Gene Ontology annotation, biological process: lipid metabolic process. Lineage: Eukaryota; Metazoa; Cnidaria; Anthozoa; Scleractinia; Merulinidae.
AACAGGUAAUGUCUGCGAACAAAUAUCCGAGCACAUUGAUGGAGGCUAUUGUUUAUAUAGGUUCUACAACAAGGUCCCCCCACUCUACCCCACAAAGAAAGCCUUGUCUUGCAAAACAACAUGGCGGACAAGGGUACUGUGGACGACUUUGAAGUUCUUCGCCUCACAGCCCUAGAAGACAACGAUUAUUCACGGUGGAUGGAAAACUUACCGAAUGAGAAACAACUGUGUCCUUUGAAAGAAUUGGUGAUUCCGGGAUCUCAUGAUUCGGGAACGUUUUUCCUUGAUCAAAACAUGGAGAUCGGCCCCGACGAGUCGUCCACGAUUCAAACUCUUGGAAGUAUUUUUGGCAAAAUAGCGAAGUCUGUGGUCCACAGUUGGUCCGUGACACAAUCCAUGACCAUUUACGAGCAGCUGUUGUCGGGUAUCCGCUACCUGGAUCUGCGAGUUGCAUACAGAGAGGAAGACAAAGAGAUUCGUGUUUUGCACGGAUUGUACGGGUGGACGAUUGAGCAGGUUUUAGAAGAAGUGAACCGCUAUGUGGCGAAUUAUCCAAAAGAAAUUGUCAUCCUGGACUUCAAUCACUUUUACAACAUGGAUCCUGCUACUCAUGAAACCCUUGCGGGCACGCUGCUAGCUUCGUUUAGCGAGGUCUUUCGAGCGCCAGGUCAAGACGGCUCAAAUGUUACCCUUCAAGAAAUGUGGGGUAACGAAGAAAAGGUCAUUAUCAUUUACCAUGAUUACGGUGUGGUUGAUGCCUACCCUUGCUUCUGGCCGCCUCACUUGAUUUGCUCCCCGUGGCCAAACACAGCAGAUAGGAAACUGUUGAUGGAAUUUCUCAACAAACAAUCUGCAGUGUCCAGCUUUUCAGACGAUGCCUUUCAAGUGACACAAGCCGUGCUCACGCCGCAAACUUCAACAGUGCUACAGAACAUGACUAGCACCCUUAAAGAUGUCUGUGCGAUGAAAUGCAACAGCCAUGUUACUGGGUGGCUUAAGGCUCUCUGUGGCACCAAGUGUCAUAAAUUUAACAUUAUCAUAGCUGACUUUGUAGAGUUUGGAGAUUUUAUUCCAACUGUCAUAAGUUUUAAUUAUUUUUUCUAAGGUGGCUUAAUGACCAUAACAGUUCAGUUUGCCACUGAGACAGCUAACUAGAGGGGUGGUGAAUGGAUUAGAGCUUUAACCAGACAGUGAAAAUAAUAUGAGAUCCUUUCUGUCAAUGUGAGGAUUUUGUGGCUGUGCAGAGAAUUUGAGACUUGGAGAAUGUGUCUCAAAAAUAUGCAAGUGAGACCACU